This is a messenger RNA of Batrachochytrium dendrobatidis JAM81, 2706 nucleotides long. RefSeq lists its product as uncharacterized. Gene Ontology annotation, cellular component: cytoplasm; RNA nuclear export complex; nucleus. Bases 1 to 2706 code for a protein of 901 amino acids. Gene Ontology annotation, molecular function: RNA binding; nuclear export signal receptor activity. NCBI's taxonomy places the organism in Eukaryota, Fungi, Chytridiomycota, Chytridiomycetes, Rhizophydiales. The transcript is spliced from 17 exons. The record is from RefSeq and is a predicted model, not a curated record. Gene Ontology annotation, biological process: RNA export from nucleus; protein export from nucleus.
AUGCCUGAAGCACCUUUUUUGGGACUUCAUCUUGCGUAUGCUACAUCACAGCUUCCAAGCCAUGUUAGACACUUUGGUCUUGGCUUAAUCGAGUCUGUCAUUAAAUACAAAUGGAAAUCUUCAACAUACUCUGACGAUCAGCGAGAAAUCAUCAAAUCAUCGAUAUUUCAACUAUGUGAUUCCGGACUAGGAAACAAUAUUCAAGAAACUAGAUUGAUUACAGAGAAACUGGCAAAAAUAUUUGUUGAACUUGCCAAACGUACCUGGCCACUUGAAUGGACAAGCAUGGAUGUUCAACUUCGUGCGCUUUACCAAAAGCAUAUGGGCGGCAGAAUCCUUGUUUUAUUGUUUUAUAAAUCACUUGCAGAGGACGUGUUUAUAUUUGAAGAUGAUGUGGUUACUAGCAGGAAAAAGGAAUUGUCGACUGCGCUCAUGUCAGUUACUGUUGGUACAGGAAUUCUUCAUAACAUGCUAUCUAAACCAAUAGAUCCGAGUCAAACUGGUGUUUCAAACCGUCAGGAUUUACAGCUUUUGAUGCAGCUGAUUGUUGCUGAUCCAGACAAUGAAGGGUGGUUUACACGAUGGUCUACAGCGAUUGAAACGCUUGCUUGCGCCAUGACUUCAAAGAGCGAGAACCAUGCUCAGAGCGAUGCCGAGCGUUUGCUUGUGCUUACUUUAAAUUGUCUGGCUGUUUUCCUUGACUGGGUGCUGCUCGAAUCUGUUAUCGAAACGCGAACAUUGUAUAGACUGCUUCAGCUCCAUACUGUGCAAUCCAACUCGGUUCGUCUUGCAUCAGCCGAUUGUUUAACAGUGCUGUUUAGUAGGAAUAUUCGUCCUCUAGAUCCAAUUCGCAUGACUUGUUUAUGGCAACCUCUAUUUGCUGAUGGCCAGCUAGAUCUUAUUGUUGCUGCUUGGAUCGGUGUAUAUGCUCCAUACUCAUCGUUGAAUAUUGAGCAAGCUCAGCAAGAUGUGUUUAUUCCAGAAUGUGACUACAUAUAUUUGAAACGCUUGGCACACGCCAUUGCAUCACUUGGCAACUAUCAGAUUUGUUUUCGAAAAAACACUGUUUGUCCACAGCGGUUUGAAGAGUAUAUGCAACUGAUUCUACUGAUGAUUUCUCAUCCAUCACUGAUUGUGAGCGGGCAUGCAGUAUCGUUUUUAUUAGAGGCAAUCAAGCACGACUUUAUCCGAGUUCGAUCUGCAAUGUCAAAUAAAUCUCUUCCUGGAUACAGAUACGCGGCAAUUGACUUUGAUACUGAUUUUGAAAUUGAUCAUGCAAGUAUGGGAUCGACACAGAGAAUGACUGAUGCAAUAAGGCUUAUUCCACCCAUCCUUCCCGACAAAGUAUUUGAGUGGCUUCGAGCCAAAUGCACAUCGAUGCUGAACAGUCCAACUAUUUCUUCAUCAGAGUGUCAAGCCAUUUCUACCAUGACAGAUUGUAUCAUGAGUGGAAUUCCUUCUGAAUCGGUACGAGGAUCAGACAUCAAUCAGAUUGAGUUGGCUAAAAGUAUAAUGCUGCUUUUGGUGCAAUUGAUCGAUUAUAACGGAAACCAGAAUAUGGCAAUCGUGAUAUAUCAGCUUCAAAUGAUUGUUGCAUUUUCCGAAUACAUGGAUUUGUAUCCUGAAAUUUUACUCAAAUGUCUUGAAAAGCCUAAUGAAAAGGACUUUAUACAACAACAAAAAAUUCUGAGUGAGAGUACACGUAACUUGCGUCGUAAAGCAGCUGCAUCACUUGUGCGAAUUGGAUCAACUAUGCCCAAUCUUCUUCAACCACUUUUACCACAAAUUAUGCCACUAGUAUCCAACUAUAUUCAAUCAAGCCAGCUUAUGCGGAUUGAGCAGACUCUUAUGAUUGAGUUUCUUGUAGCCAUUAUCUGUGGGUCGAGUAUGGAGAUUCAUUCCAAAUCCAGCAUGCUUCAAGACGUUUUGGCAUGGGAUCUUGCACACUUCAAGUCUUUUGAACCCUAUUCUGUGUUUGAUGUGCAAUUUUUUGACUCGAUUGGUGUGAACACUCUUGUUCAAAUGGAGCGUGAAUUAAAGGCGACAAAGAGUCCUGUGGGAAAAGCUCAUGAUAUGUUGGGAGCUGCAACCUCUUUGAGAAACUCUUGGUCGGCAAGUUUCAAUGCUAUUUGGAAUUAUUUAAAACGGAUUCGACAUUCUCAAUUGAAUAAGAUUUCAGAUGGUUCUGCAGGUGCACCUAUUGCUGUUUCCAAUGUCUGGCCGGAAAUCGUUGUACACAUAUUACCCCAAAUUUUGGCCACGAUCAAGCAAGUUUUUAAAUUACUUAUACUUUAUAGGGCUAAAUUUGCAUUGGUAUGCAUUCAUGAGUCGUGGAGCCCAAAAGUGUUGUCGACUCUUCCUCCGGAUUUUGCUCAGCUACGACUUCUUACCAAGACUGAAAGGGCAAUGUUGCUAGGCAGCUAUUUUGCUGAAAAAGAUCACGAGGAUACGUCGGUGCUUGAUCCUGAAAGUGCUUUUGAAGAUCAUCUUAAGCGUAUAUGCGGAUGGUUUGGACGCAUGCGGGAAAUCAGUUACCAACUGCUGGCGACUCUUUCUACCAUGGGCACUGAUUUUUACCUGAUACAAAAUCUUCCUGAUACGAUCAUUUCGAGUGUAUUUUCCAAUCCGCAAGAUCUAGCACCACAGCAUCUCAAGUCCAUAAUAUAUAUCCUUUUGUGCAGUUUUAUUUUUAUUGAGCCAUGCUAG